AUGUCUUCUCCUAGCAAACAACCAGUUGUAGAGGACAUUGUUUCUGUUUUCGAAACAACUCAAAAUCAGUCCUGGUCCGUGUUCAGCGAUAAACUGAACAAUGUUUCCAACAAAAACUCAAAGAAAAAUGAUCCGGCCAAAUCAGAAAACACAAUUACUUUAUCUACUGACGACAUUCCUGUAUUUGGCUUAGUCCCUCGACUUGAUAAAGUAAUAUUGGUUUCAUGUAACGAAUGUGAAAUGAUAGUGAAAAGAGAUUGUUUACAUAGUCAUUUUUAUCGCCGUCACAACAGUAGUAAUGUUAGUCAUUCAGAAGCUGAUAAAUUUUCACUAGUUAACUUUUUGUGCACUGUAAAAACCAAUAAAAAUAAAAAGCUGAAAAUGACUGUUCGAAAGCCUCCUGAAAAGAAAAUAAAUGAACGUGAAAAAGUUAAUACUGUUGUAAAAGAAAUAAAAACUGAAUUUGAUGAAGAAGAAUAUGAAAGAUUAUUAAAAACAAAUAGAGCAAAAAUCAAACAAGAAAAUACAACCGAAUAUGGUGGUCACCGUGACGUUGAUAUGGCUAAAACAAGUUGCGACCCUAUUAUGGAUUCUAGUGUUUAUGAUUGGGAUGUUAAACCAUGUAUUGAAAGUUUAGUUUUAGAUCAAUGUACAGAUAAUGAAGUAAAUGACAAAACGAUAGAGCAUGAUAAAGAUUCUAAUGAAUUAUCGUCUGUAUCACUUGGUAAUAAAGAAGAUGAUCUAACAAGUAAUACAUGUUUAGAUAUUCAGAACAAUGAACACACUGUUAAUUAUGUAACUAGUACCAAUGAGUUAUUGAAACUAGGUCGAAUUGAAAAAAUGAAACCUAAAGUAAAUAUAAAACUUAUUAAUGGUGGUGAAGUAAAAUAUUAUAAAAAAAAUUUCCUUCAUAAUAAGUACAAAAAAUCUCCAUAUAAAAUAAAGAAUAUUAAAGAAGAAAUUAAAUUAACAAUAAAAAAUGAGUAUCCAGAAAUCAUAAACAGUAAAAAUUAUAAAGAUAUUUCUACUUUUUAUAAUCAAUCAUCAAAUAAAUCUGCAGCUGAUGUUAGAACUAAAUAUUAUAAAUUAUUUUCUGGAUUACACGACUACUGCGAACAUACAAAACCUUUUUCGCGCUACAAACAUUUAGAUGUAAAAAGUGAAAUGCCUAUUGAUUCUGCUACUAGUUAUUAUCAACCAAAUGAAUCACCGAAAAUCAAAGAAGAAUUUCAAAAUAUACCAAAUAAUAUGUAUCCAGAUGUGAAAAUAAAAGAAGAAUUUCAAAUUAUACCAAAUAAUAUUAUACAUCCAGAUGUGAAAAUAAAAGAAGAAUUUCAAAUCAUACCAAGUAAUAUGUAUCCAGAUGUGAAAAUAAAAGAAGAAUACGAUGAAAAUAAUGACAAAUGUAAAGUUGAAUUUUACCAAUCAUCAACUGAAUUAACCGAAUGUUCAUCAGACAAUAAUCAUUCUGAAGUUAUAAGUAAUACAUAUUCUGGUAAUGUUGAUAGUAAUCUUUCAUCAAUUUCCCCAUGUAUUGUUGUUGGUAUUAAAGAAGAAACAACAUUUAUGGAAAGCAGUGAAAAUAUUAUAAUGAAUGAAAAAAUUUCUGAUGAUACUAUUAUUAGUAACAAUCAAUCAUCAGUUGCAUUACGAAACAUUAAAGAAGAAUCAAAAUAUUCGUUAAUCACUGAACUUCUUAAUGAAGAAUCGAAACCUUCAUUAACUACUGACUAUAUUGUUAAUGAAGUAUCAAAGCCUUCGUUAAUCACCGUCAGUACAAAUGAAGAAUCAAAACCUUCAUUAAACACUGACUUUAUUAAUGAAAAAUCAAAAUACCCAUUAAUCACAAACUAUAUUACUGAUAGUUCUAACACUAAAUAUUAUCAAUUGUAUACAGAUCCAGUUUCACGACUUUCACCAAGUUAUAAGUAUUUAGAUGAUGAACUCAAUUUGCAAGGUGGAAAAAAUUUGAGCAAUGAACUCAAUUUCCAGAUUGAAGAAAAUUCGAACAAUCAGCUCAAUUUGAACGUUAAAGAAGAUUUGAACUCUGAACUCAAUUUCCCAGGGGAAGACCAUCUAAACGAUGAGUUAAAUUUGCAGAGUGAAGACAGUUUAAGUGAUGAACUCAAUCUGCUGGUUAAAAAAGAUUUGGACAAUGAACUCAAUUUACACGUUGAUAAAGAUUUUAAUGACAAAAUCAACUUUCAGGGUGAAGAAGAUUUGAUUGAUGAAAUCGAUUUGCCGGCCGAAGAUGAUUCAAGCGAUAGUAUCAAUUGGCAAAAUGAAGAAAAUUUGUUCGAUGAACUAAAUUUUCAGGGCGAAGAAGAUUUGAAUAUUGAAUUAAAUUUGCAAGUUGAAGAUGAAUCAAGUGUGGAAGAUGAAUCAAGUGUGGAAGAUGAAUCAAGUGUGGAAGAGGAAUCAAGUGUGGAAGAUGAUUCUCAGGAUGAAGAUGAUUUGAGUGAUGAACUCAAUUUGCAAAGUGAAGACGAUUUGGAGAAUGGAUUAAAUGAUCAGGGUGAAGAAGAUUUGAAUGUUGAACUCAAUUUGCAGAGUGAAGACAGUUUAAGUGAUGUGGAAAAUGUAAGUAAUGAAGAAGAAGAUCUAAGCAAUGUAGAAGAUACGAGUGAUGGAGAAGAUUUGAAUGAUGAAGAAAACUUCAGUGAUAAAGAAAAUUUGGGUAAUGAUAAUGUAAGAACUAAUGACAAUUUAAAAUAUAAUUCUCAAAUACCAAAUAAUGAAGAAGAAACAAAACGUAUACCAAGUAACGAGUGUUCUGUUAUUGUAAAUAAUGAAAGUUCUAAUGCUGCUUUUACUGGUCAUGACCAAUCACCCACAGCAACACUAGGAAAUGAAGAAGAAUCAAAAGCUAAAUCUAAAAUAGAUGAUGCUUAUGUUACGAUUGGUAAUGAUGGUAUUGUUACCAAAUUCGAAAAUGAAUAUUAUCAAUUGGGUUACCACGAAGUACAAACAUCAUUUACACCAAGCUACAAAUAUUCAGAUGUUAUAAGUAAUGAUAGUUCUGACAAUUCUAAUGAGUCUGUAUCAAGUUAUAAUCAAUCAUCUGUUGAAUCAUUAGAUGUUAGUGACAAAACAGAUUAUUCAUCACCCGAUAAUUCUUCAGAUUAUUCGAGCAGUGAAAGUUCUAAUGACUCUCAAUGUACUACUUGUAGUACUUGUAGUAGUGAUCAAUCAACUAUAAUAUAUAAUACUACAAAAAAACCAAAGUCUACUCAAACUAAUUUAUUAGAAAAACAUGAAGAGUUUAUGGAUAGUAUUGCUACAUCAUUUGGUUGUGUAUAUGACAGAAACAAUUGCAUUCAAACCGAUGUACCAUUGGAAUGUAUGAAUUGCUACGUUUCUACUAACGAUUACGUUGACCGCCAUAGCACUCAAAUUGAUGAAAAUUCUGCUCCUAUUAACUCCUCUAAUGUUCAAAUUGAAGAAUAUGGUGUCAAUAACUUUACUCCUAUCAGUUCAAGUGCUCAAAUUAUAAAUAAUAAAAUCAUUCCCAUGGAUGAUGAUGAGUAUGAACUUAAAUAUGGUAAUGACAGUGAUUUUAAUACUUCAAAUAAAUCACAUUUUUCAUCUCAUUUCCACACACAUCCUUGUAACCCAGCAAGUAAAAAUAAUAACUUAAUGCAUAAUCCUAUCAAUGAAAAUAAUUGUAAAAUAUUCAAUGAUGAACUUAAUGCAUAUACACCAAACGAGUAUAUUAAAAUCAAUGAAGCAAUACCAUUUAUAGACACAAACGAAGAAAUGUAUAAAGAACUUAUGAAGAUGGCUGAUAAAAAAGGUGUUAAUGACAGAAAAUGUAAAAUAAUGCCAUUUGCCAGAAUUUCAAAGAAUAUAAAGAAAAAUUUAAAGAGACAAGUUGCUGAUAAUAAAGAAAAUCGUCUUCAUUUUAUAUCAAGGGGCAUUAAAAGAUUCAAAGUUGAAUUUAUAGAUAGAGAUUUCUCAUGCCACGAAGAAGCUAACAAUAAUGAUAAUGUCGAUGAUUAA
Messenger RNA from Macrosiphum euphorbiae (potato aphid), 3999 nucleotides. NCBI's taxonomy places the organism in Eukaryota, Metazoa, Arthropoda, Insecta, Hemiptera, Aphididae. The record is from the annotation of a GenBank genome assembly.